AAGUUUACAAUGAAGUUAUCACUAAUGUUUUGUUUAUUAAUAUUAUUUUUUUUGUUAGUUUUAUUAUUUGAAUCUGAUGGACAAAAACAAAACACUAGAAAAGUUAAUCAAAAUAAGGGUCAAAAUGGUGGCAAAAGCAGCGGCAAAUCAACAGCUAAUCGAAAAACUGGUUCAAAAGGGUCGACAAGUGGGACCUCAAAAGGUUCGUCUAGUAGUGUCUCAAAAGGAUCGACUAGUAGUGCCUCAAAAGGGUCGACAAGAGGUAACUCUAAAGGGUCGACAAGAGGUAACUCAAAAGGGUCGACAAGAGGUAACUCAAAAGGGUCGACAAGAGGUAACUCUAAAGGGUCGACAAGAGGUAACUCAAAAGGGUCGACAAGAGGUAACUCUAAAGGGUCGACAAGAGGUAACUCAAAAGGGUCGACAAGAGGUAACUCUAAAGGGUCGACAAGAGGUAACUCAAAAGGGUCGACAAGAGGUAACUCUAAAGGGUCGACAAGAGGUAACUCUAAAGGGUCGACAAGAGGUAACUCUAAAGGGUCGACAAGAGGUAACUCUAAAGGGUCGACAAGAGGUAACUCAAAAGGGUCGACAAGAGGUAACUCUAAAGGGUCGACAAGAGGUAACUCAAAAGGGUCGACAAGAGGUAACUCUAAAGGGUCGACAAGAGGUAACUCUAAAGGGUCGACAAGAGGUAACUCAAAAGGGUCGACAAGAGUUAACUCUAAAGGGUCGACAAGAGGUAACUCAAAAGGGUCGACAAGAGGUAACUCUAAAGGGUCGACAAGAGGUAACUCAAAAGGGUCGACAAGAGGUAACUCUAAAGGGUCGACAAGAGGUAACUCUAAAGGGUCGACAAGAGGUAACUCAAAAGGGUCGACAAGAGGUAACUCAAAAGGGUCGACUAGUAGUGCCUCCAAUAGACGUCCAACUGGCGAAUAUGCUUUUGUUAAGACUGGGCGAAGAAAAAGUAGCUUGUACGGUAAACCAAUUCCCCGGGGUGUUAAUCCACCUCAUUAUAACAAAUUACUUGAAGGAAUUUAUUGGGAAGCAAUUAAAAAGAAAGAGGACUAUUAUAAAAGAAUUGUUAUUAAAAUCUGUCAUGAUUUAAGUAAACGAUGUUUCUAUCAUUCGUGUAAUGCUAAUAAUUGCAAAGAAUCAUAUUAUCAUUGUAAAAAUGGCGGCGGUUGGUAUCCAUUUGGUUUUAAACUAAAUACUGUUUGGAGAUGUAGAAAUAAAAAAUGGACUAACGAGGAAAAAGUAGUAAAAAAAAUUUGA
Oppia nitens is the source of this 1278-nucleotide messenger RNA. RefSeq lists its product as uncharacterized. NCBI's taxonomy places the organism in Eukaryota, Metazoa, Arthropoda, Arachnida, Sarcoptiformes, Oppiidae. The record is from RefSeq and is a predicted model, not a curated record. The coding region runs from base 10 to 1278 and encodes 422 amino acids. The transcript has 3 exons.